UUUUGUCGUUUUUGAUGUCCUUUCUAGAUUCUUUUUUACUUUUUGGUGCUUCCAUGGGGGCUCAGCUUUCCCAUCAGUACUAUGAAAGUUUUGGAAAUGAAGAUGUGGGGUCUUCAACUGGAGAUUUAAGUUUUUUUCCCCUCUGAUUUCAGUCUGUUUCUCAUGGUGUUCUCAGCACACCGCUUCCAUCCAUUCUGUUUUAUUUCAGGUUUUGUAUAAUUCUUCCACCCCCUCCAUGAAACGACAGAGUUGUAAAACCUACUCUGUGAAUCUUUACCGUGAGAAUUCCACUAUAGGAACCCAGUGUUACAGAAACUGGACUUAAACUGGGGUUUAAAUCUUUGCUGACAUGGCAGAGCAGUUAAAUGUGUUGUCUUCAUAACUGGCCAAGGUUCAGGAAUAAAUCCUUGAGUGCUUUGUGCUUGAUUUCUGUUCCUUUUUUUCUAUUAUGAACUCUGAAACCUCAGCCUGGACCUAAGAAAACUUAGUUGACAGUCAUACUUACUACCUAAAGCUGAUGUCCCAUAUUGUUAACAAACUUUUAUAAACAGAGAGGGGUUCAAGAGGGAAGCAGGCUGAUGCAGUUAUCAUAUUUACAAAGUAAUCACAAGCAGUGGGCAAACCCUCAAGAGUGAAUGAUAUAAUACAGGUUGAAAAUGAAAAUGCUGAGUUUCUUUUUUCACCUAAACUGGUGAAUGCCUGUGUUGAUCACAAUGGAGAACUUUAAAGUAUUGAAAGCUCAGGCAUGUGUUCAGUCUAUUUUAACUCAAGCAUGUGCUUCUCUUGUGUUCUAGAAGACUGAUGCCUGUUUCCUCUUUCUCAGUGUGGGAUUCCUGUUUACAUGCAUUAUUGUAUGGUACUUAUUGUCAGGGUUGUUUUUGUCUUGGAUUUUCCAGCUUCCUUUAAAAGUGUUGGUACUUGACAUUUCCAUAGUUUUGAAGGUAAACAAAACCAUGUGGUAAAAUUUCUGCUGUGUGUGUGAUAAGUUGAACUAUUGUUGUCUGAGGUCAUUAGAAGUGAGUGCUUUAAGAUUUUUUUUUAACUCUUUGAAUGCAAAUAAUAAAUGAUUGACUAGUUCUGUUUCUUCUACAUCAGAAUGCAGGUAACUAUGAAAAUCACUUGGCAGUGUCUAAUCACCACGCGCCUCUUGAUGUUUCCCAAAUCGAUGCUUCUUCUUCAUGCAUUCAGGCAGCCCAUCCAAUCCAGUCUUCCUGCCACACUUUCUUCCCUACAUGCAGCUUGGUUCUUCUUACCACCUUGGCGAGGUUGUGGAGGCAUCUUCGUUAAGCUGGGGGACCAGGAUCAAAGGUUUUGCUGCGUGUUUUGUUGCAGGAAUUGUCUGCUCACUGCUGGGUACUUUUCUGCUCUGGGUGCCGAAGAAGGGACUCUACCUCUUUGCAGUGUUUUAUACCUUUGGUAACAUCGCAUCAAUUGGGAGUACUGUCUUCCUCAUGGGACCAAUGAAACAGCUGAAGCGAAUGUUUGAGCCGACACGUUUGAUUGCAACUAUCCUGGUGCUGUUGUGCUUUACACUUACCCUGUGUGCGGCCUUUUGGUGGCAUAACAGGGGACUUGCUCUGAUCUUCUGCAUUUUGCAGUCUUUGGCCCUGACGUGGUACAGCCUUUCCUACAUACCAUAUGCAAGGGAUGCUGUGAAGAAGUGUUUUGCUACAUGUCUUGCCUAACACAAAGCCAGUUUGGCAAAGCUUUGGAAGGCACUACAGAUGGAAGCCAAUGGACACUUGUGUAAAUAUCUCCCAACCCUGUUUUGCAGACUUGUGCCUUUUAUCUUGCAGCAACGUGUUGCUUGCCAUCUGAACAUUUGAGGGUUGCUUUUGGAGGCCACCACGUGCCCCUAAACCCAAAUGUCUGUCGCACAGUAAGAGCGGUGGGUUUUGUAUCUCACAGAGUAGAAUCUUCCUCCCUCAUCUGUUUCCUCUUUGGAGAUAUUCCACUGAAUUCUCAUAAAUAAAAACCUUACUAAGCAGCAGUAGAUAAGCCUUGGGCGCCAGUGAUUCCCCGGUAGCCUCAGGCAGCCUCACUGGAGAUAGCAGGAGCACAACAGUAAGGGACAGCAUUUCGGUGUCCACAGAGACACUUAGGUUCGCCCUGCAGCCUCAGGACCUUCACCCCUGCCCCAUAGCAUGGACUUGCCUCUGCUGUGCCGCCUGGAACACACCACGCACCCUCCUGCCAGCUGCCUGCAGGGCCCACGAGUGAAGUGAGGAAGGAGAGCUUUUUGGUGAUGAGUGUUGUUUUUCAAUCUGAGCCUCUGCACUCUUGCUGUAGACUCCACCCUGGCUGGAAUGUGUUCACCACAUUCAUUGCACACUCUUCUUGAGUCCGUCUGUCUGUCUCCCUCUCACCAUAUAACUUUAUGCCUGAUUUCCUGGAGCUAGAUUAGAGAAACCUAGCAGCAGCCGCAGCAGCAGGAAACACCGCUAUUUCUUUUGGGACAGGAGCCCAAAGGAGGUGAAAACUUCGGCUGCUCUCAGCUCGUGUGUGUGUGUGUGUGUGUAUCUUUGUGUUUUCAUUAUUUAUAAAUGUUUGCUUUUAAGCCAGUUAAUACUUUCCGCUCUCCCCUGGAGUAGGGCCAUGGGAGAGUUGGUGGGAAGACAGAGCCCUACUGUAGUGCCAGCAGGAAGUGGGCACGCCUGCCAGUGACCUUUAAACAGUCUGGCCUGUGCACUUGAGCAGCGCUGCAGACACUGGGGAGCACAUGGACCAGCAGGCCAGGCACAGCUCAGCCUGCUGCCUGGGCACAUACAAAGUGCUGUUAUGCCCCAAUCUUGGCUGAUCCCCACAAAAGCCUCAUGACAAAGCAGGGAUUGUAUCCCACUCUGUGACCCAGGGAAUCAAGGACCAGGGAGGUCCUAGACCCAUCUGAAGCUACAGUUAGUGACAGAACUGAGCUCUAAGUUUGGGUGUGCUGGCUUUAGACUCCUUCACAACUCCGUGUUCCUGAUGUGGCUCUGGAGGGCACCUCGGUAACUGUCUCCCCUGUUUUCAUCACCAAGCCUGCGCCUUUUCUGUUCCCAAGUGUCAUUAUGCCACCGCACUGCCUUUUCCCCACUUCCCCUCAGAUGCUUCCUCUUGAAUUGGAGGAUGUCCAUCAUUCCUUUGUGUUCCUAUUUAGCUUUGCCUUGUUGACCUUUCUUUGUAAGAGUCCUGUCCUGAUUACUAGAAUUUUUAGCAAUCCAGGACCUCAGUGUCACCCUACAGAUGAAGUCCUUGUGGGUUUGCGUUUUUCCUCCUUACCAGGUCUAGCUGGUCUCUGCCGUGUCUCCUGGGAACCUCUAAGCUCUGUUGCCUCCCUCUAGUCUCUGUGGCUGCUUGCUGAACUUGCCUUUCUCCUGCUCUGCUUGAGACUUCGUGCUGGCUGGGCUUUUAUUUUGACCUGAAGAGAGAGAAACAGGCCUUAUAGGCCCUGAGUGAGGAACCCAGCCUCAUGAGACCAUUGCUGGGCUGCUGAGGGCACUCUGUCUUAGACCGAGGUCCGUAGCCUGUGUUCAGCCAGGAAGGGAAAUUCUGUGCUACCUUCUGGGUUUUAUGUUUUUUUUGUUUUGUUUUUUCUUCUCACAUCCCAGGUACUUUUGGGAAAUAGGUCAGAGCUCAGAAGUGUGCUCUGGUAGAGAAGGGGCCUGAAGGGGUGCUCAUAGAAUGGCAGUGAAUGUGGGUUUUGAGGUCAAACAGCUGGAUGUGAAGUAUGGCUCCAUCACAUAGUGGGGUCAGGGUGAGCAAGUCCCUUAACUGCUGCGUCUUCAUUUUGCUCACCUGCUUAGAAGUAACAGGGAUCAUAUUUUCUUCUGGAUAUGUGCAAGGUGUCAAUGAGGUGGUGUGAGGUGCUGUGCUUGGGGCCCAGCUUAGGUAAAUGAUAGCAAAAUCCCAGGAAUAGCCAUAACCUUGGAGGUGACGGAAUGAAUGCUCUCACCAUUGAUACACCUAGUGCAGUGUGUUCAGCACUGUAUACAGUGCCAUGAAUGAUUUCAUUUAAUGUUCUUCAUAACUUUGCCAGUCCUCUGGCCUUCCCUUCCUCAGAAAGGACUAAGGGAUUGGUGCCAGAUCUCACCAGUAGAGGGCAGUGCUUCUUGCAUAAAAACUCCUGCUUUGCCCUAAUUCCUGGGGCCUGUGACCACUUUGCUUAGACUUCCGUCAGAACACUAACAAUUUUUGGACAAGCCUGCCUUGCUGCAUUUUCUAGGUCCUAGAUGUUUAAUUCAGACUUCUGUCCUAUCGUUGUUUCCCUACUUGUUUUUGUUGGCUGCACUAUGGGAGGAAGAAAUCCUUUUCACAUUUGCUGAAAGCUGUUACCAAGCAACCAUGCUGAUUCAGUGCUACCUAGAGGAGCAGAGAAUUCUGGUUCUAGACCCUGUGACCAGUCAGGAUCCCUAUUUUCCUGCUCCCUGCCUUCAUCUCAUCUUGUCCAUUGCUGGGUGGACAGAACAUUGCCUUCUGGGGAGUGAAAAGAAGCAUAGUGACAACUUUAGCACACAUGAAAUGCGCUCACCCAGGUUUGGGCUUCCGUCUGGAAGCCCUAGCUGGGAUGCUCUGGCCUGUGCCUGUUGGCACUGUGGCCACUGACCUGGGCACAGCAGCCCUUCCUCUCACCACUCACUCACCCCAUUUCCCAGCGCCUUAGAGGUGCUGCGUUAGUUCUGAAUGGGCCUGUUCCCACCUCUUGAUGAAUGUUCUUGGUAGAGCCUGUGUUUGCCCAGCUCCUCCAUGUGGCUUUGCCCAGACUGUGAUCUCAAGAUUACAGAUGGACCAUCACGUCCCUGGUAGGCGAGUCACUCUCCCAUGGAGCAUUUUUGUAACUGGCUCCAGCCUGAAAGAGCAGGCCCUUUACCUCUAGGGAGAGCAUUCACCAGAGAGUACUAGGUGUGACUGAACAAGCCAGGCUUUAUUAGACACUUGCAGGAGGGACUCUGGAAAAGGAAAUUUUAGCCUGGCUCUUGAAAGGCAGUGAGGAGGAGAUAUUUCGUGGGUAGGUCCAUGAGGUGGGGCAGAGGAGAGCAGCAACUUGGCUUGCUCUGGGUUGCGCAAUGCCUGAGCCUGUGGGCUCUUGACCUGCUCCCUCUGGGCAGUUGUGAGAUAAUCACUGGUCACCUCUAGCUGGCUAGCUGGCAAGGCCCCUCAUAGUGUGGGGCCGAACUGACAGGGCUUGGCAACCCCUCAUUUACUCGACCUGUUCAAAUAAGCUUCAGGACAACUCAUCCUACUGACUUGAAAUUCCUUUUACCUAGUUUGCCUCAUUUUCACUGGGCCAGUUAGCUCAGUGCUUGGAGCUUCUGUCUAUCACUGUUGUAUCUGACUUGGUGGAUCAUGUGUCUGAGAGCAACAUUCCUUACUCUAAUAAGGUGCAGAAGUAAACUCAUGAAUGUUUCUAAAUAAAAUGACUUUUGGCUAUUUCCAUUGGAAAAGAUAAUUAAGAAGUGGGCCAUACCCUUGAAAAAGACUUGGGGGACACUGCUUUGGAUGUUUAAGCUCUUGCUAGCUCACCAGAUGUGAAAUGAGGAUGAGACCUUGUGGGAUGAAUUGGGAAGUUGAAAUACAGUCCCUUUUCUUCUCUUUCCUCACAUAACUUGUAACUCAACUCAGCUACAGGAUCACAAAUACUUCAACAUUCACAACUUGUCCUUAAACCACAUUGCAGCAAAUGAAUAAAAAAAAAUAAAUCAGUGUUUAAGUUUUUAAAGCCAUUUUGCUAAUCUUUGAUGUAGUUUUUUUUUUUUAAAUUUCAGCGUUUUUUAGAUUUUUUAAGGCAUGUGAUAGUUCCUUACACAUAGUGUUUUUACAAUAGCAAAUAGAUCUUCAGCUGACUUUAAGUACAGAUUUGCACCUAUAUAAUCCUUGAUCAGAUGUAGCAAAGGAAUAUUGAAAAAUUUUAAAAAAUCCUUGUUUAAAAAGAGGUUAAGUGAUAUGACUUUAAAAUGCCCUCUAAUUCAUAAUUUCAUCAAAUUCUGAGAUCUUGGGGGUUUUUAGUUGAGCAAAGAGGGGAAUGCUGUAUUGUGUAUCAGCUCGUUCAUGCUUGGCUAUUCAGUGCCAUAUUCUGGUUAUUUCUGGUUUUGCUGUAAAUGCAUAGAUGACACUCUCAUCUCCCUGAUGUCCUUCAGCUUUGCUCUUGGUGCUCAGGUGCUUGUAACUUGCCCCCCUGACCCCCCAAAAUAAACAUUGCAGAAUUCUCCCUCCGCAUCUUUUGAUGGAGCCCAGGGAAUUGACCUGGAACAGCAGAGCCUGUAUUAAUGCAAAUUGACAACAUAAAAUUACACCCUUUCUAGCAGGGGCUGAUACACUGCUUAGGCAUGUGUGAAACAUUUCCUCUAGACGGUAUGAGCUGAAACCAGGGACGAGAGUUUACAAAACAGGAGAAAUGUGACUAAAAUGAAAGAUCGAUCUACAGUAUUACAAUGAACAACACUGGUAGAGAUACCGUGACAACACACUGUCAUUGUGUUAAUAAGUAGUGUACCCCCCAAAAAUGUAGGUCAUGGACAACUGUUCUCUGAUAUAAAUACAUGCCUAGACUAAAUGUCCUUGCGAGGCAUCUUUUAGGGCCUGAUUGAGACUAAUCUCGGGGUACAGAUUGCUCUUUGCUUAAUGAUCUGAGAGGGGAGGUAUUAGAUUUUGUUCUGGGUAAGGAACCUUGCAUUUGUGUAAUAAAUCCUACAGUGAACCAUUGUUUAUAUUCAGUCAUAUGCUGUUUCUGAACAUAGUUUAUUUUGCAUUUUCAAUUUGUUUGCUUGAUUGUCACUUUGAACAAGAAAAGAAAAAAAAAGACUGCACUCUCACCUUUUGUUGUUUCUGUAAAUUCUGAUUGUGAAGUUAGGGUGAGAAUAUGUAGAAGCCUGUGGGGAAUCCAUCUGCCUUGAGAACAUUGUGCCUGUUCUAAGAUGAAGAGCUUUUAAGACUCUUUGUUAAAACAUAGAUCAAUUUUUAUAACUGUAUAGAUACUUGGCUGGUUUUGAAUGCUGCUGAUUGCAUAACUGAAUUUUUUAUAUCCAAAAAUAUAUUCUUGUGUGUUUCUUUUCCUAUCUUGAGAUACUAUUUCAUGCAAUAAAUACUGUAUACAUUUUACUAAUUCAUUUCUAAGGGAAAGAAUUUUGCUGUUAAUAAACUGGUCUUUUUCCC
Molecule: messenger RNA, 7128 nt
Organism: Condylura cristata (star-nosed mole)
Lineage: Eukaryota; Metazoa; Chordata; Mammalia; Eulipotyphla; Talpidae
Gene: SFT2D2
Product: SFT2 domain containing 2
Exons: 9
Coding region: 1179-1685 (168 amino acids)
Biological process (GO): vesicle-mediated transport
Cellular component (GO): membrane
Source: RefSeq, a predicted model, not a curated record